Messenger RNA from Mobula hypostoma (lesser devil ray), 3727 nucleotides. RefSeq names its product exoribonuclease 1 (gene eri1). Gene Ontology annotation, cellular component: cytoplasm; nucleolus. Gene Ontology annotation, biological process: exonucleolytic trimming to generate mature 3'-end of 5.8S rRNA from tricistronic rRNA transcript (SSU-rRNA, 5.8S rRNA, LSU-rRNA). The transcript has 7 exons. Gene Ontology annotation, molecular function: 3'-5'-RNA exonuclease activity; nucleic acid binding. The coding region runs from base 71 to 1084 and encodes 337 amino acids. NCBI's taxonomy places the organism in Eukaryota, Metazoa, Chordata, Chondrichthyes, Myliobatiformes, Myliobatidae. The record is from RefSeq and is a predicted model, not a curated record.
UCCCUUUCCGGAAGCCCUGCGUGUGGAAGCGGAAGUGAGGAGGGUUGUUUGCGCGGCGGCUGGUCCAAAGAUGGAGGAGGAGCAGAAGGAGAAUGUCCCGCAGGCUGCGGAAAGCUGUUCAGGUCCUGCUCAGCUGAAGCAGCGUUGCAGACUUGAUGGACAAGAGCAUCUAAUGAAAGCUACCCCUGCUGCUUGUAUAAAAGACUUCAGUGACCCCGUCUACAAAGAAAUUGCUGUCACAAAUGGGCACAUCAACAGAAUGACUCGUGAUGAGCUCCGAGCGAAGCUAGCCGAUCUCCAUUUAGAAACCAGGGGAGUGAAGGAUGUGUUGAGAAAACGAUUAAAGAACUACUACAAGAAGCAGAAACUGACCCAGACUUUGCUAAUCAAGCCCGAGUGUUCAGAUAUGUACUAUGAUUACUUAUGUGUUAUUGAUUUUGAAGCAACGUGUGAAGAGAACAAUCCACCAGACUACUUGCAUGAAAUUAUUGAGUUUCCUAUUGCUCUUGUGAAUACUCGAACACUAGAAAUUGAGGAUACAUUCCAGGAAUACAUCAAACCAGAACUGAAGCCCACUCUUACAGAGUUCUGUACCAAACUCACAGGCAUUACACAGGAUAUGGUGGACAAGGCAGGGAGUUUCCCAGAUGUUCUUCAACGAGUGGUUGAUUGGAUGAGAGAGAGAGAACUAGGAACCAAGUGUAGAUACGCAGUAUUAACUGAUGGAUCGUGGGAUAUGAGCAAGUUCCUGAAUGUUCAGUGUCACCUUAGCAGUAUUGAAUAUCCACGAUUUGCAAAGAAAUGGAUUAACAUUCGAAAAAGUUAUGGGAACUUUUACAAGGUUCCUCGGGCUCAGACUAAACUUGCUUCCAUGCUGGAAAACCUUGGAAUGAUGUAUGAAGGAAGGCCUCACUCUGGAUUGGACGAUUCCCGAAAUAUUGCUCGGAUUGCUAUCCGAAUGCUUCAGGAUGGAUGUCAAUUACGUGUCAAUGAACGCCUGCAUGCAGGACAACUGGUGAAUGUGCCCAACAACACUCCAUUGGAGAGUGCUCCUCCUCCUUAUUCACCAUGGCAGAAGAUUUAGUACUCGUGUGUGCAUUUGGUCCAAAGGAGCACAGCAUUCAGACUGCAAAAGACAUUGAUUUGCUCAGGAGCACCAGCAUGGUUUUGUGCUUUGUUGUUUUUUAUUCUGGGUUACAACGUUGUCUGUUAUCUUCCAGCCUGUAUAUAGUGUGAAAUGCUAUAAGUCAAGGAAGUGAGAAUGGCCAAAUUUCACUUAAUUAAUUUGAAUUUGUACAGACUUACCAAUAAAGGCAUUGUUUUAUAUUAGUUCAGCUUUGCCCUUUUAUAUCUUGUGAAACUGGCACCUUUAUCAAAUUGUUCCUUAAUAAGCAUUUUUUUCUUGAGUCUCUAUGUGCCACACCAUUUCCAUAAUCUAAAAGAAGCCAGCUGCAGCUUCACUUUACUUUUAUGAAGCACAGUAUUAUUCACCAUGCUUUUGGCAAAUCAACCCAGUUUAAUUCUAGCCUUGUUUUUGCUGUAUCUGCUGUACCAACUCAGUAAAAUAGUCUAUGCCAAAGCCCAAGGUAACUUGACCAACUAGAGUCCUAUGUAAUGCAUGUUCACUUUCCCUGCUGUCCUCCAUAAAGGACCUUACCUUAUUUCCACACGUUUGUUCCAUUUUCUUUUCCACAAAAGAGAAUGCUUCUGGUAUUAAUUUAAAUUCUAUGAUUUAAUUUUCAAAUUUUGUUUAAAUAUUUACACGAGACUGCCACAUUUAAUACUGCAAAUGUUGGAGAUUUAGAUUUAAAGAUAGAUAUUAGAUGUUUUUAUUACUUGUACACUAUUUAUUUCCCCUAACAUUUUAAUAUUUUGUCCAGCUGCUAUAUCUCUUAACUAACUUUUAAUAAAGUGAAUGAAUUCCCAAUUCCAAGUUGCUAUGUGCAGAAGAACAGUUUGGUGUGCCUUUUGAACUUGCUCUAUUCAGAGCAAUGGUUUGAGUGUUAGUAUCAUGUUAUAGAAGCACAUCACUUCAAUUGCACCUGAAUUCCUAUGGAGGCUAAUUCAGCUAUUAUUCAUUUUGAAAGACCACGUUCUCCAAUCCAUAUACCUUCUAAGCACAGCUCCCUAUUGGAAGUGUAGCACUUACACUUCAAAGUUUACUCCUUUCUUGGAAGUUUGGAAAGAUCAGAACUUGUUGCAUUUGUUACUUUGGUUUUGUCUAUUCAAGGCUAAUUUUUACAACAACAUUUUUACUCACUUUGAUAACUGGUUUAUGGAAAUGUCUUACACGUUCAAUAGUUAUAAAGGAGCAUUGUGUUGAUGUUCUCAUUUAUCACUAUCUGCUCUGUUGUGAUUAGUUAAUUGCGUUGUGCUGUUUUUAAAAAAUCCAUCGCGGUGCCUCGUAACUUUGUACCACGUAUGACUGUAUGGCAUUUAUGAUGUUGUGAUGCCAGUUCCAAUAAAAAAUGGUGGACUGACGUCUAUUCGAGAUGGCCAGCAUCCUCCUUAUGGUCUUACAUUGGCUGGUUUUGCAAUUAUUCCUCCUGGCAGCUGGCCUUGUCUGAUUUUCUCACUAAGGUCUAACAACCUUUUAGUUUUGGUACAUGUCUUAUGUACUGAAAGUCUGUUAGGGUUUAGAAUUAGAUGUUCAAAUCAAAUGCAGGGUAAUACUGUGAUAGUCCCCAAAAUACUGAGUUAUAAAGCACAGAAACAUCUGUUCUUAGACUUGUGUUUUUAUCAAUUUGCUGAUAGUACUAUACAGUAUCAGUUUCUCUGAUUGUCCCUCUUCCUCUCAAUUUUGCCACUGGGUUCAAAUAGUAACACUAUAUGUCAGAUAUGGCUCUGGAUGAGCAGAACGUAUCUCCCAAUUUUGAGGGGACUAAAGCUAUUGUCUACAGUCUCUACCGCACACUGUUCCUUAUCUAUGACAAACUCAGUUCCCUAUUGUCCAGCUCUGACAGUCCCUCUGAAUGUUUAAAUCAAAUAGAACAACAGUACUUCCUUGGUACUAUAUUGUAUAAUGAAAUGAGCAUGAAAUGAAAUGUCCUGACGAAGGGUCUCGGCCUGAAACGUCGACUGCGCCUCUUCCUAUAGAUGCUGCUUGGCCUGCUGCAUUCACCAGCAACUUUGAUGUAUGUUGCUUGAAUUUCCAGCAUCUGCAGAAUUCCUGUUGUUUGCAAUGAAAUGAGCAGUCAGCUUCAUCUGUGCAUCACUAGGAUGCUGGAUUUGCUCAAUUCCAUCUUUGUCUCAGCUUAUUUGCAAGUGGAAACUCCAAGCCAUUGUCUUUGUUAUCUCUCGAUUUGAAUAUAUUUAUGGAAUUGGCUCCAAAUUGCAUAUUUUUGAUCUGAUUAUUACUAUUUCCUUGUUUUCAUUGUUUCCAAUUUCUUGUUGAUUUUGUGUUUGUCGAUCCAUAUCAACAUCUGGGUAAGAAUAAUCACAAAUCAAAAAAUAACCUAUUUAAACAUCCUCCCUUCCCUAUCACCAGUCCUACAGCCUUUUGAGAUACUGCCCCAGCUUCAAUUCUGACCUCUUCAGCCUGCCUGUAUCUAUCUAAUUUCUUUAUCAUUGGCUCCUUUGUUUUCAACAACAUGACACAUCAGAUCUGGAAUUCAUUAAGUCUCUCUAAGGUGCUGUUAAUGAUGUUUUUAUCUUAAUCUUUUCAUGUCAUAGAUGUCAAAUGUUGUUUAAUAAUAUUCCUAUUAAGCACCUUGAGACAUUUUAAUAA